UCUCAGGGUCUGCGUAUUGCUCCACCGGAGGCGCCAGUCACCGGCUACAUGUUCGGCAAAGGAAUCUACUUUGCCGACAUGGUUAGCAAAUCAGCCAAUUACUGUUGCACAACACCAGGACAACCAGAGGGACUACUGUUACUAUGUGAGGUGAUCUUGGGCAAUAUGCACGAAUGUACAAUGGCGAACAGUAGUCCGUUACCGGAGGGCAUGCAUAGUCGAAAAGGUAUCGGUUCUACGCACCCGGAUCCGUCAACCUAUUAUACCAGUCCGGAUGGAGUAAUCUAUCCGAUUGGGAAACCCGAACCGUCCGGAGUGGCGGGAACCUCGUUGCUCUACAAUGAGUAUAUUGUGUACGACGUAGCCCAGGUGAAACAGAAAUACCUGGUCCGAGUGAAAUUUGUCUACAACUGA
Messenger RNA from Echinostoma caproni, 414 nucleotides. NCBI's taxonomy places the organism in Eukaryota, Metazoa, Platyhelminthes, Trematoda, Plagiorchiida, Echinostomatidae. The record is from the annotation of a GenBank genome assembly.